GUUUCCCAUGGAGGGUUGAAUUGACUCAACGUUGCCUCCAUUACCAUCAAACAUUCUAAAUAUAAAACUACAAAUUACCUGUAAAUUACAGCUUUGAUUAGAAAAGGAAAAAAAUAAAAAUUCAAUGGUAAAAAUAAAAACUUAGUGCUCUCCCUCUUCUUCUUUCUCUUGGUUGAGAUUGCAAUCAACAAUUCUGAGGGAUCUCUUGAUCCUUCUCUCCUCUCUCUCUCUUCCUCUCUUCGUCAGAAAACCUUCAACAUUUUUCUGGUCAAGAAAAGAAAAAUCCAUGCGUUCAAGGUUUACGGGAGUUGCAAAGCUGUAACAAUCGUUAAAUCUUGAACGUAUAAAGAUUGUCUCCGGCGUGUGGUUGGUUGUACACACUCACCGGAAUCAAAACCUUCAAUAAGAGCAAUGGCGACGACUAUGAAAGGUCUUCUUAAGGGCCUUCGUUACAUUACUCAGAUUUUUGAAGACGAAGAGAAAGAACAGGAGAUGCAGAUAGGGUUUCCGACCGAUGUAAAGCAUGUUGCGCAUAUCGGCUCUGACGGUCCAGCAGCCAAUACGCCAAGCUGGAUGAAUGACUUCAAAUCUCAAGAAAAUGAGAACGCUCAAGUCGUUUCAAGAGGCAACUCCAACAAAUACAACCCUCAAGAGAUGAACCAACGUGGAGCGGGGCUAAAAGAGCUACUUCCUCCGACCAACAACGAGAAACCGAAACAUAAACACAGGCGUAAACCAGGAAGCAGCGGGAACGUUGCAUCAUCAGAGGAACCAGUGAAGCACUCAUCAAGACAUAGCCGAAGCAAACACGGGUCGAUGGACUCAUCGUCGAGUGAUCAAGAGCCUUCAGUACGUAGAAGGCGUAGUGGAGAAGGUUCUACUAAUCCUUUUCCAGAUGGUUCAGCUCCUCCACGGAAGGGUAAACCGAGGAAACACAAAGGAUCAAUAGGAGGAGAAGGGUCGGUGAGGAGAUCAUCAAAAGACAAACCAGAUACUGAGAGUUGAGUUGAUGUAACGAUAUUACAUAAAAGAAAACGAUAAACAUGAAAUGUAAUUUUUUUUUUUACGAGUUUUGUCUUAAGGGAAACAAAAACAGUUUCUGAUUCAAACUCACAAGUUCCAUUGAAGGAAAUGUAUUAAGAGAACAGUAAGAGAUACAUAUCAAUCAAUCAUCUA
Messenger RNA from Brassica rapa (field mustard), 1176 nucleotides. Its product is annotated as CRIB domain-containing protein RIC1. The record is from RefSeq and is a predicted model, not a curated record. NCBI's taxonomy places the organism in Eukaryota, Viridiplantae, Streptophyta, Magnoliopsida, Brassicales, Brassicaceae.